Molecule: messenger RNA, 1956 nt
Organism: Trichomonas vaginalis G3
Lineage: Eukaryota; Parabasalia; Trichomonadida; Trichomonadidae
Product: nucleotide-excision repair, DNA incision, 3'-to lesion
Exons: 1
Coding region: 1-1956 (651 amino acids)
Molecular function (GO): 5'-3' exonuclease activity; 5'-flap endonuclease activity
Source: RefSeq, a predicted model, not a curated record
AUGGGAGUUCCUGGACUGUGGAGGAUAUUAGAUACAGCAUCACAACCAGUGAGUCUUGAUUACUACUCAGGAUCUAGAAUCGCCCUAGAUAUCAAUUCUCAUUUAAAUCGAAUGUUACAUGGAAAUCAUGGCGGUAACUGGCUUUUUUAUUUAAUGAAAGACCUUUUUACAAUUAUGCAUCACAACAUCAGCAUUAUUGUUGUAUUUCAAGGUAGUAGUUCCAAUAAAAAAAUGUUUAGUAGGUUAUUAGACCAAGAUGAAACACGUCUUCGAUCAAUUCUUAUCAGAACAGCUAAUUCUAUCCCACAAGAACCUCCAAAGCCCAAUCCCCCACAAAGAACUGAAGAACAAGAAAAAAUUGCAACGAAAACAUUAGAAGAAAUACAAAAUAAGAGUCCAAAGAAGAGGAGGGAAAUCUUACGCGAAUCAGAUCCUCUUCAAUAUUCACUUUCACAGUUAAAUUUUGUUAAAACAUUACCUGCACCUGCAAAGAAACCUAUGACUGUUCACAGGAGUGAAAUUACGACGCCUUAUAUCUUCAAACCACAAGAUGAUACCCCAGAAAUAAAAGAACCCGUUCCAAAAGACGUUGUUGCUCCAUCUCCAAAACCAAAGUCAGAACAAUUCACAACAGACUUCAUAAACGAAUACAAAGAACUCCUAAACAGUGUUGACGAGAAUCCAGAAGAAAAUUCAGAAGAAAAAAAUAAUGAAAAAAUACCAAACGACGAUAAAGAUGAUUUUGAGCCAAUAUCAUUACUACCAGCUGACAAUCCAUAUCUACCACCCGUAGAGAACUACGUAACAGCAGAUCACAUAAGAGCUGUCAAAGGAUUAUUAGAUGUCAUGGAUGUCCCUUAUAUCAUAGCCCCAGAAGAGUCCACAGCAGAAUGCGCACGUCUAGAACUCGAAGGAAUCGUCGAUGCAACAGCCAGUGAUGACAACAACGCUUUUCUUUUCGGUUCAAAAAUUUUGAUCCGAAAUAUUUUUUUGCGACCACAUUCGAUCACUUUGAAAUCGCUUGAAGUGUACGGAAUGACCAGGAAAAGGCUGCUGCAGCUCGCUAUGAUGAUCGAUGGUGACUACAACGAUGAUAUUAAGAAGAGAUUGUUCACGGUCGGACCAAUUAGAGGUCUCAAAAUUUUGUCACUUUUCCCUGACGAAAAAAACGGUUUGUUUCAAUUUAAGGAGUGGUUUUCGCACGUUAUACAGAAAAAUCAGAGCCAAUACAACAACGGCAACCCUAAUUUAAUCAAAUUUUCUCAAUCGAAGUGGGUGAAAAAGCUGAUUGUUCCUUCGAAUUUCCCUCCAGCAGAUUUAAUGGAGGCAUUCAUCUCACCUGUCGUUAGUGAUGAGAAGCCAGUAGCUCACAGUCCUCUAUUCGAUCGUAAUAAUCUCAUCGAAUACGUACAAAAGAACAGUAAUGCGCUAUUACAUCUGAUUACAAAUUAUGUUGACGCUUUCAUAGGAAGAAAUACAAGAUCCGAGAAUUCUUUCGUGUUUACAAAAUUCACUGUUAAUCCAGUUAACAUUCCUGAGAGUGUUUUCCCUUAUUUUGAUUUCUUUAAGGAAUAUCUUCAAGGUAAUAAAGAAAUACAGAACAAAACAGUCAAUUUCCUUUCCGAUGAAAGCGAAUCAGAGAAGGAAACUGAAAACGAAAAAGAAAAUAAAGAAACCGAAAUUUUACCUGAAAACAGCAACUUUGCAGACGAAAUUCCUAAAGAAGUUAAGAUCAGAAUACGAAGAGAAAGCGCUAUUCGCAGAAGAGAAGAAAAAAAAGAUAAUUCAAUGGAACCAUCGAGUGAUGACACCCUUAGACCUCCUUCAUACUACGCUCCUACAGAAUAUUUGAUGUCUUCGUCAUCAACUUCUUCACAAACGAUGUCUGACGCUGAAAAUGAAAGUCAGAAGAAAGAUGAAGGAGAUUAUUCAGAUUUCGAAGAAGUUCAGACUUGA